AAGCCUUUGAUGCCCAAUCUUCACCAUCAGCCCCAAGUUCUCGAAGCCCAAUCGGAACGACCGCAGCCAGGACAGACAAAGGAUGUACGCAAGUAACUCCACGGAAACCGCCAUGGAAUCUUCCAUAUCGUUCUCGCAUCAGCAGUAGAACAUAGGAAUCGAAAGAAAGGCUAACUAGUGAAGGUCUGAGAAGAGAUUACCUUCGCCCUCAAGCUUCCAAGUUCCCGUUACCGCUUGCAGAAGAAUCGCUAUUUCCAAUUUGGAUCCGUAACGCCGUUGCCCAUCGCUCUUCGGAGUUCCGUCUGAUAGAUCCUCAUCCGUCGCCGCCGCCCGAUGUCGUCCCCGGGCGAGUACUACCAAUCACUUCCACCUAUAACCAAGGCUUAUGGCACCGUGUGCCUGGCGGUUACUUCAGUCUGUUCGCUCAAGCUGCUUCAUCCGGCCUAUAUAGCAUUGAUAUAUGAAGACGUGUUCUACCGAUUUCAGGUGUGGAGGCUUUUUACUAGUUUCUUCUUUCUUGGGAAUUUCUCCAUCAAUUUCGGUAUUCGCCUCUUGAUGAUAGCAAGGUAUGGUGUUCAAUUGGAGCAGGCAACAUUCGACAGGCGUACCUCUGAUUUUCUCUGGAUGAUGAUCUUCGGAGGCCUGACUCUUCUGGGUCUGUCUGCCAUCCCUUUUCUGUGGAACCCUUUCUUGGGCAUUUCACUUGUGUUCAUGCUGCUUUAUGUCUGGAGUAGAGAGUUCCCAAAUGCUCAAAUCAACAUAUAUGGCCUGCUGAAUAUUAAGGCAUUUUAUCUACCCUGGACCAUGCUUGCCCUGGAUGUUAUUUUCGGGUCUCCAAUUUUGCCCGAUCUUCUGGGAAUCAUCGCUGGUCAUUUCUACUACUUCCUGACGGUGUUGCACCCACUCUCAACUGGGAAAACCUAUCUGAAGACCCCAAGAUGGGUACAGAAGCUGGUGAGAAGAUACAAAAUAGGAGCUCCAGCACCAGUGAACUCCCGAGCGGCAGCUCAGCCCGAGCAGCAGCCGGGCACAGGAUCAGCCUUCAGGGGAAGAUCCUAUAGACUCAGCGAUUAGUCAGUUUUCUCACCCUUUUGUUCAGAAUGUCGAUACAAAAACUAAGGAAGCAGAUUGUAAAGAAGCUUGUCAGAGGGAGUUGAAGAGAAUCAAUCUACUCGAUUUGUUGAUCCUUUACGAGCUGAGGGUAGCGUUUUUACGCAUCAUCGGUGUUUAUUUCACGAGGCCGGAAUCCAGUACUUGUCUAAACAGAGGGAUGAAGUAGUUCAUUUUGUUGGCAGAUUGAUUUUCUUUUCAUUGCUUGCAUUAUUUACUCUCUAAUUGUGGAGAUUUCGAAAUAUGAUUCUCCUGGAAAUUCCGUAUCCUCAUGCUAUAUCACAUGGUUUCAGGCUAUCUAUACAGAGUAAAUUGUAAACCACAAGAACAAUUACAAUUUUUGAGGUUAUGGUAAUCUACUUAUUAUGUCAGAAGU
Linum tenue is the source of this 1486-nucleotide messenger RNA. Lineage: Eukaryota; Viridiplantae; Streptophyta; Magnoliopsida; Malpighiales; Linaceae. The record is from the annotation of a GenBank genome assembly.